AUGGGAAUCUUUCUAUUGAAGUGGCCAGAAGAGGAUGAUGGGGAUGCCAAGGAGCCUACGGAAGAACAGUGUGAGGAAACAACCUCCUUGCUUUUAGGCCCAAGUCUGUUUUGGUGGGUCACUUUAAGAAGGAUGUCAGAGCUUGGAGAGGCUAUAGCCUUCCUCAGAAGAAGCUAGGCUGAGCUACUUCUGCUCUAGACCACAGCCUUUGAUGGUAAGAAGAAAUGCUGGAUUCAUGAUGGCAAGAAUGCUUAGACUGAGGCCAAAGUGAAAGGGAGUGGAGAUGAUGGCAAAAUAAUGUUGAGACAACAGAUGGAAAACUCCGUAACAGGUAGUCUAAGUGUCAAGGAAGAUAAAGUCCAGUACAGGAACCCACUGAAGUUUGAAAUGAUUAAAGUCAUGGUAAUGUUGACUCAUCUCAAUGAAGCAUCUGUGCUGCAUAUCCUGAAGAGGUGCUAUUGAAUGAUCUAUAUGUAUUCAGGUCUCCUCUGUGUGAGCAUAAACCCUUACAAGUGGCUUCUAGUGUAUCAGGAAGAAGUCGUAGCUGCCUACAAAGGCAAGAGGCGAUCAGAGGCUCCCCCUCACAUCUCCACCGUUGCCCAUAACGCCUUUCAGGAUAUGCUUCACAAUUGAGAGAAUCAGUCUGUACUCUGUGUUGGAGAAUCUGGUGCUGGAAAGAUUGUGAACAUCAAACAUAUCCAGUAUUUUGCCACUAUAGCAACCACAGAUGAGUCUAGGGAAAACUCAGGGAACGUUAGAGAUCAAAUCAAGCAAGUGAAUCCUAUCUUGGAAGCAUUUGGAAAUGCCAAAACCCUGAUAAAUGACAACUCUUCUCAUUUUGGGAAAUUCAUCAAGAUGCACUUCUGUGCCAGAGGCAAGUUGUCAUCUGCAGACAUCAACAUCUAUAAGUGGCCAUAUUUGCUUGAAAAAUACUGGGUGAUUUUCCAGCAGCCUAGAGAGAGUUGCUGCCACAUAUUCUAUCAGAUUCUGUCUGGAAGAAAAGAACUUCAUGAUAUGCUCCUGGUGUUUGAAAAGCCCUCUGACUUUCACUUCUCUCAUGGGGUAGUUUCUGUGGAGAACUUGGAUGUUGCCAAAGAACUGCUAGCCACAGUGCAAGCCCUGGCCCUCUUGGGCUUCCUUCCUGAUGAGAACUAUGGAUCCUAUAAAUUCACUGGCAUCACACACUUUGGCAACAUGAAAUUUAAACAGAAAUCCAGAGAAGAGCAAGUGGAAGCAGAUGGCACAGAAAGUGCUGACGAGGUUGCUUUUCUUAUGGGCAUUAACUCCUCUGAGUUGGUGAAGGGCUUAAUCCAUCCUAGGAUCAAAGUUGGUAUUGAAAGUGUUUCUGGGGGUCAAAACAUGGAACAAGUAAGGUGUGCUGUUGGUGGCCUGUCCAAGGCAAUAUGUGAAAGGCUGUUCAAGUGGCUGGUGGCAUGAAUCGACAGGGCUGAUACCAAGCUGUCACGGCAGUCCCUCACUGGCAUUCUUGACAUCACUGGUUUUGAAAUCCUGGAUCUAAUCACACUUUUGAAAUAUAACAGCCUUGAGCAACUUUGCAUUAAUCUUAACCAAUGAAAAAUUGAGUUCUUCAUGCAGCACACGUUUGUUCUGGAGCAAGAGGAACAUAGGAAAGAGGCACUGACUUAGUCCAUGGACGUUGGUCUGGAUUUGCAAGCCUGCACAGAUCUCGUGGAGAAGCCAAUGGGCAUCUUUUCCAUCCUUGAAGAGGAAUAUAUAUUUCCUUAGCCUACAGAUGUGGCUCUCAAAACCAAGCUUUUUGACAACCAUUUGGGAAAGUCAGCUCAUUUCCAGAAGUGUGAGCCUGAUAAUAAGAAGAGAUAUGAAGCUCACUUUGAACUUGGGCGUUACUCAGGAGUGGUGCCUUAUAACAUCAGUGGCUGGCUUGAAAAGAAGAAAGAUCUUAAUGAAAGAGUGGUGACUGUUUUUCAGAAGUCAUCCAACAGACUCCUGGCAAACCUUUUUGAAAAUUAUGUCAGUACCAACAGUGCUCUACAGUAUGGGGAGAAAAAAUGCAAGAAAGGAGCUUCAUUCCAAACAGUUGCAUCUCUGCAUAAAGAAAACCUAAAUAAAUUGAAGACUAAUCUGAAAUCAACAAUAUCUCAUUUUGUAAGAUGCAUAAAUCCCAAAGUGAACAAAAUGCCAGGUGUAAUGGAACCUUACUUGAUUCUACAGCAGUUGCGGCAUGGUGUUUUAGAAGGGAUCAGGAUAUGCUCUGGGUUUCCAAACUGACUGCUGUGUGCUGAUUUUAAACAAAGAUACUACAUUCUGAACCUGAGGGGCUUUCCAAAGGGCAAGUCUGUGAGCAGUAGACAUGCAGCUGAAGAACUAGUUGUCUUGGAGACAGACCAUAUCCAGUACCACUUUGAAAUCACUAAGGUAACCAAAAAACUACAAAGAAUGGAUGCACUUCUUUUGAUCCAGUGGCAUACAAGAGCUUUCAUGGCUCUGAAGAACUGGCCCUGGAUGAGGCUCUUCUUCAAGAUCAAGCCUCCUGUGAAAUCUGCCACAAUGGGAAAGGAGAUAGCAGGACUGAAGAACGAGUGUGUGCAAGUGCAAAAAGCCUUGGAGAAAUUAAAAUUUCAGAGGGCAAAGCAAGUCUCCCUCAUCAGGGAAAAGAAUGACCUGCUUUUCAGCUGCCAGCUGUGACAAGAGACCCUGGCAAAUGUUGAAGAGCAGUGCGAAUCGCUGAUUAAAUCCAAGAUCCAGCUGGAGGCCAGAGUCAGGGUGCUGCCUGUGCAGGUGGAGGAAGAAGAGGAGAUAAAUUCUGAGUUGACUGCCAGGGGGCAGAAACUUGAAGAUGAAUGUUCUGAGUUGAAGAAAGAAAUCGAUGACCUGGAAACAAUACUGGUGAAGUUGGAGAAGGAGAAGCGUGCUACAGGGCACAAGGUACUUUUUCUAUAAUUCAAGAACAUGACUGAGGAAGUAGAAUCUGUAAAUGAUAACGGCAAACUUAACAGAGCAGCCAAGAUCAUUCAGGAGACCCAUCGGCAGACCCUGGAUGAUCUGCCCAGAGAGGAGGAGGAGCUCAGCAACCUGAGCCAGGCCAAGCUGAAGUCGGAACAGCAAAAGCUUGAGGGUGCCGUUGAGCAGGAGAAGAAAGCAAGAAUAAACUGUGAAAGGGAGAAGAGCAAACUGGGUGAUUUAAAGAUGAACCAUGAGGGGCUGGGGCACCUGGAGAGGAGCCAGCUGCAGCUUGAAGAGAAGCUGAGGAAGAAAGAAUUAGGAAUGAAACAGAUGAAUUCAAAGGUGGAAAAUGAGAAAGGCCUGGUGGUUCAACUUCAGAAAAUAAAGAAGGAACUGCAAAUUUUAAUUCUGGAUUUGAAAGAGGCAUUGGAAGUUGAAACGACCCGUUGAGCCAAGGUAGAGAGGGAGGGAGCUGACCUCCUCCAGGGGCUGGGAGACUUGCAUGAGAGGCUGGAGAGCAGUGGUGCCAGUUUGGCUCAGCUGGAGAUAACUGAGAAACAAAAAACAAAAUUCCAGAAGCUUUGCAGAGGCAUGGAAGAGGUCACACUGCCCUUUGAGACAACUUCUGCCUCUUGGAAGAAUAGUCAUGCUGCACUCCCAGGCCAGGCAGAAGACCUAUAGUAGGUGAAGCAGACAUUGGAAAAAAACAAGAGUGAUUUGCUGCUAGAAGUGGAUGACAUUCUGACCAGAGCUAAGUACAUGUAAAGAGCAAAACAAAAAAACAGUGAAGAGCUCUUUACUCUGUAUGAAGAGCACUUAAAUGAAGCAAAUGCAAAACUAGAAGAAGUAACUCAGUUGGCAAAUGACCUGAAAGCACAGAAGACCAAGCUAUGUAGCGAGCAUGUGAAAUCUUUCUGCAGGCCAUUUCCCAAGGAGGCUCUAAUCAACCAGCUUUCCAGGGAAAAGAAUACCUUCACUUGGCAGGAUGAAGAACUGAAAGGGCAAAUGAAUGAGUUGUCCAAAUCACAGAGUGCCCUGGCCCAUGCCCUGCAGUCAGCCAAGUGUGACCAUGACCUUCCACAAGAGCAAUAUGAGGAAGAACAGGAGGCCAAGUCUGAGCUGCUCUGGGUCCUAUUCAAAGGCAAUGCUGAAAUGGUGCAGUGGAGGAUAAAGUAUGAAGACAACACCUCCCAGGGAACAGAAGACUUGGAGGAUGCCAAGAAGAAGCUGGCAAUUAGGUGGCAGGAGGCUGCCGGAGCCAUGGGAGUGGCCCAUGCCAGAAGUGCUUCCCAGGAGAGGGCCAGGCAGCGACUGCAGCUCGAGCUCAGGGACACCCUGUCCGACCUCGGGAAGGCCCGCUGCUCAGCAGCUGUGCUGGGACAGAAGCAGCAGCAUUUUGACAAGCGCCUCAGUAAGUGGAAGCAGAGGCACAAGGAGUUGCGGGCAAUGGUGGACGCCUCUCAGAAGGAGGCCCGGGUCCUCAGCCCUGAGCUCCUCAAGCUCAGGCAUGCCUGCGGGCAGGACACUGGGAGCUGGGGGCUCCAGAGGGAGAGCAAGAAUGUCCAGGAAGAGAUUUCUAAUCUGACAGAUCAGGUGAGAAAGGGAAACAAGAAACCCUCGCUCAGUGAAAUGGAAAAGGCUGGGAAGCAGAUCAAACAAGAGGAGACUGAAGUCUAGCUGGCACUGGAAGGAACAGAGGGAGCUCUGGAAUGUACUGAAAGCAAGAUUCAUUUACAGCUUGAACUCUUGGAAGCUAAAGCCUCCACAAAAGUAUGCAAAAUAGAAAAUUUUAGGAGGAACCAGCCGUGUGCUAUUGACUCCCUGCAGUCUAGUCUGGAUUCUGAAACUAGAAGCAGAAUUGAGACGAUGCAGGUGAAGAAGAACAUGGAAGGGGACCUCAAUGAGAAGGAACUCCAGCUUAGCUGUGCUACCUGGCAGGUGUCAGAGGCAACCAAAUUCCUGGGCCAUGUUCAGAUUCAAAUCAAGGACCUUUAGGGGUGGCUAGAUGACAGCACACAGAUGAACAGCCUGAAGGAGCAGGUGGCUGUGGCUGAGUGGCACAGCUCUCUUCUCCAUCUGAGGUCCUUGCAAGAGCAGGCAGAAUAGGGGUGCGGGCUGAUGGAGGAAGAGCUCCUGAAAGCCAUGGAGAGAAUCCAUCUUUCCCAUACCCAGAACGUGAGGGUCCUCAGCCAAAGGAAGAAACUGGAGGUUGAUACUGCCAGGAUGCAGAAAGGAGCCGAAGAGUUGGUGCAGGGCUGUCAAAAUGCAGAAGAGACGGCCAAGGGGGCAGCCUCCGAGGGGGCAGCAAACGUAUGAGAAGAACUAAAGAAAGAACAAGACACCAAUGCCCACUGGGAGAGGAUGAGAAAGAAUAGGGAACAAAGACAUAAAAGAAGACCGCACGAAGCUGAACAGACUGCCCUGGAUGAGAGCAGGAAACAAACCCAGAAGCCAGAGUCCAGGGUUCACCAGAUGGAAGGUGACCUGGAGGUCAAAAUCUGUCACAGCACAGAGGCCCAGCAUAGAGCCAGCAGACGUGAGCAAUGCAUCAAAGAGCUGACUUAGCAGAUAGCCCAGGAAACCACCCCGUUUGGCUGGCUGAGCUCUACACUGCAAAGAUGUGUUCUUCAAGCCUGAAAUGGCCUUCUAGGUCUCCUACUGCUCUCUCUCCGUCUAGGCUCGCCCUCAGUGGUAGACACUGACUCACAGUUCCAGGGCUGCUGGGCUGGUCCCUUUUUAGAGCUCUCAGGAAGCAAAAUGUGAGUGGCAAGUUGCAAUUAGAAGUGAAAAGCUAUUUAUAUUGCCCUUAUUUUUUCACACAUAAUGUCUGCAGCACUUUCAAAGAGAUGCUUUCCUGUGAGAGGCUGAGUGAGAACAGUGUGCAAAUGAAGUGACUGGCAGAGACUUGGGGUAGCAACUCAGCUGCAGGUUCCACGGGACACUGAUGAAAUUGCAGCGGGAAUAUCUCCACUCCUAUUUCCUAGUUGCACGAACACUCCAGGCCACUGAGGACUCUGGUCUGCUGCCAGGUGGAAACAUAGCAAAUGCCAAUAGGAGGCCUCCAUAGCUUUCUGACUCUGAUUUCCUGAUGACUAACAUUGGUCUCAAACAAAUCAG
Manis javanica (Malayan pangolin) is the source of this 6042-nucleotide messenger RNA. NCBI's taxonomy places the organism in Eukaryota, Metazoa, Chordata, Mammalia, Pholidota, Manidae. The record is from RefSeq and is a predicted model, not a curated record.